This is a messenger RNA of Akanthomyces lecanii RCEF 1005, 5373 nucleotides long. NCBI's taxonomy places the organism in Eukaryota, Fungi, Ascomycota, Sordariomycetes, Hypocreales, Cordycipitaceae. The record is from the annotation of a GenBank genome assembly.
AUGAGAGGCGCCGCUCCAGUUACAACUCGCCCUUUUUUGCCUAGCAGCAGCCCAGUGCGACACCCGACAAGCGCCGCCAGGACUGGCCGCCAACGCCAGCACCUCAGAAAAAACGCCAACCCUAACGCCAAUUACUACGGGAUUCUCGCGGACGAAGACGAAGACGAAGUUGUCGACACGCUCGAUGCCCUAGACCUAGAAUUCGAGACACGCAAAAUUAUCGCCAAGGAGAAGGAACGCAUGACAACCCGAGCCGAUGUGCUACGCACUUUUGCGGAAUCCAUCGCCGCGUGCGCAAGAAAAUUCGACCACGGAUACGCCCACGCCGUCGCCAACGACUUCACGAAGUCCCUGCUUCACCACUGGAAUCAGUUCCUCCACUCCGGAGACACUGCAGUCAGAAAUAAACCAGCAGCGGCUAGGCCGCCAACUGACAACCAGUUGCCCCGCCCAAAAACGGUGAGCUUCGCAGACGUCACUCAAGCGGCCUCGCGUCAAGCCCCGGGCGAUGUGCACAUCGCUCCUGCCCGCAGGCAGCCCAUUGCCGCCAGCAACUACGCAGACCGCCGAAUCUUGCUUCGCCUCAAAGAGGGAUCUAGCUUCUUCGAGAAGAAACCUUUCCAAAUCCGAACCGCCAUUUUUGAGAAGCUUACGCUAGGUGCUAACGAUGUCCAGAACAUCACUAAGACAAAUACAGGUUGGUCGGUCGUAGCACGCAACAAAGAGAUCCAAAAGAAGAUACUGGAAUCACAAGAGCAAUGGGGACCAAAUGUGGACCUUACCAUAGCAGAGAAGCAAGUAACAUGGUUCACAUACCUGAUCCAAGAUUUCCCAAAUGAAUUGCGCUCAUAUGAUGAGACCAUACUUGACUUCAACGCAACUAUCAGCGAAGAAAUCGUAGCCCAGACAGGCCAAACUCCUGUGUGGUGGCGCCGCUCAGUCAAACCCAGCAGUGACCCAACGAAGACACCUCUGGUGAUAUCGUUCGAAAAGCCCGUACGGGGCACCUUAAGACUCCUCGGCCUAGGAGCGUUUUCGUUCCUCAUGACAAAGCCUCAACGACUCGUACAAUGCCAGAACUGCUGGCAAUUCCAUCCAAAUGUGCCAUGCACGGCAACGAAAACAUGCAGAACCUGCGGCGUCAGUCACACCGAGCACGACACUGAAAACUGCCAAGCAACACCAAGAUGCACCAACUGCGAGGGCCCCCACCACGCAGAUUUCGGACAAUGCUACGCACGACCCAAGAAAGUUGGGGACACCUUCCACAAACUCUCAAAGUCGCAGAGAACCCACGCUAGGAAACUUGGAGCAGACGACUACAGACGACAAAACAUGGAAAUGAUGGCCCAGUCACUAGACAACCCACUAGCGCCCAACGAGGCCACGACAAACACGACCACGAACGAAGUCGACGCAGAGAUGGCGGACACAGCCGAGGGGAACGCCACCACGACACCAGAGGAGGACUGCCUCCCUGCCCUUGGAGAAGAUGAAGACAUGGGAGACACAGAACAAGAACAACUACAGAGCAAUGAAGGGAUUCUGGAAGAAAAUGCCGAAUCAGGAAAGGCCGUAGAGGUACCGGAUAGUCAAGAACAGCUGGAAGGAGGAGGAAACGAUGCCGAAAACACUGCUGAACAUGAAGCAACGGAGGAGGGACCAGAGGACGAGAGCGACAACAGCGAGAAUGAGAACGACGAAGACAAUAGCGGAGACGACGAUGAGGCUGCCCCUACACAACAGAACCGCCAACAGGAGCCGCCAGCUGCCUACCGAAGAAACAUUUUGCGCACCACACCCAUACAUAGAAUGGGAGUCUCAGAGAUAAAAGCGCCCAGGGUACAGCUUUCCUCGAGGCCCACACCACAAACCCUUCUAGUGAUGCUCCGACAGAACAAGAGAUCCUCGUUCGAACAUUACCACGUCACUCUCCCCCGAGCAGCCCGCCACGGGAAGCUCGACGACGAGAAGAAUCGCCACCGAAACGACGAACAAGAACCCGGUCUACAGAUGAGUAACCAAAGACGACACAAUGCUCAACCAGUGACGAUCAAAUUUUUUCAGGCAAACGUGGACAAGGGAAAAGAAGCACAUAGCGCCGCCCUCCAGCUCGCGUUUCUGGAGGGCUACAACGUAGUGAUCCUUCAAGAACCAAACACGUCCUACAACAAACAGAAAAAGCUCUGCCGAACCCAGUACCAUCCAGGCUUUCUUUGCUUCAGCCCGGUGGACUUUUGGCACAACAACGACACACGCCCACGGGUGAUGACAUACGUCAAAAUAGAUCGCAAGAUCCAAGCUGAACAGAUCACGCCAGCAAAACAUCGAGACCUUCUGUGGGUCAGGGUAAGCGGGAUCACUAUCCUCAACCUCUACAACAGACCAGAAGUGGACAGUACACUGCAAGUUCUCGAAGACUGGACUCCACCAGAGAACUGUAUUGUCGCCGGCGACAUGAACGCUCUCCACACUUCCUGGCAGGCAGACAGACCAGCCUCACAAGAUGGAAACCGCAUCCAUGCAUGGACAGAAAGACACGACCUCGAUCUACUGAAUGAGCCCGACGAGGCAACAACCAUGGCGAAACGUUAUACACAAGAAGCAGCACAAUUGACCUGCUUCUCAAACAUACCAGAAGCGUCUGCCACGGUGGAAGUGCACCUCAUGACAGGAUCCCUCCACUACACCAUCGGUAUCGAGAUUCCGGAUCGGGAACCAGCCCAAGUCACACGGGGAAAUGUUAGAGUCGCCACGCCAGAUGAGAUCAAGGCUUUUGGAGACCACGUAGGCAAGGCGGUAGAGUCACUACCUACUGAUGUGGAUUCGCCAGCCCAGAUUGAAGGCAUGGCCAGACAACUCCAAAAGAUCCUCCAGAACUCUGCCAAGGCAUGUGAUAGGGUAAGCCGCGAUCGCCGCGCACGAGGCUGUCCUUGGUGGAACCAGGAGUGCAAAGACGCACAUGACGACCUCCGUAUUACACGACGCAUCUACGAGAACCAAAGAGGAGAGGAAGUGCAACGGUCCAGGGUCAAAUUCUGCCGCGUCCUAAGACGCACAAGGCAGAAAUUCUGGCGAAAUACAAUCAACGAAGUUACUAGCGCGGAAGGCGUGUACAAACUCACCAGAUGGAUGAAACCUAGACAACGACUCCAGCCCCCGCCGAUCCAGGUGGGUAAUAUGACUUACUCUACCGACGCAGAGAAGGCCAUGGCGCCACGGAAAGAGAAACUGGAACGCCGGGACUCGUCAGACGACAUUGCCGACGGCUGGCAACCAGCUGUCCGCCCCCCCAAGGAGAUUCCAUUCGCGAGAACCAUCUCGACCAACGAGGUCGAGAAGGCUGUCUUACACACCGGAAACACAACGCCCGGCUCGGACGGAAUUACGACCAGGAUGCUACAGGCAGCCUGGCCACAUAUCGCCCGACCCGUCACGAAGCUGUACAACGCCUGUCUACGGCUCGGUCACCAUCCCAGCGUCUUCAAGACUGCCGAGAUUGUCAUGAUCCCAAAGCUCAACAAGCGAAACCUUAGCGAUGUAUCCACGUGGCGCCCUAUAUCACUCCUGUCCUGUCUGAGCAAAAGGUUAGAACGAGUGAUCGCAAGAAGAAUGGCAUAUGCCGCCAUCAAAUAUGGCAUCCUUCAUCCGAACCAGGCUGGUGCGCUCCCAAAGCGGCCCGCCGUAGACAUUGUGGUUUCUCUGAUCUACGACAUCGAGAAAGCACUCGCGGCCGGCCAGGUGGCAACUCUAGUCACGGAAGACGUUAUGGGUGCUUUCGACGCCAUCCUUCGCAAUCGCAUGAUCCUUUGCUUGCGGCAACAAGGAUGGCCUGACUUCUUGAUCAGAUGGAUAGCCAGCUUUCUGCUAGACAGACUAGCCAGCGUCCGUUUCCAAGACGCGACUACACCAAGCGCGCGACUACGAUGCGGCCUGCCACAAGGCUCGUCCAUCUCCCCGAUACUCUAUAUCUUGAUCACGGCGGCAAUCUACUUCCUCUCGGGCGCAGCCCAGAGAUACGGUUACGCGGACGACACAGCGAUGCUCUUUAUCGGAGACUCGCUGGAGGACACGACGAGGCAAGCAAACGAGGCCAUCGCAGCCAUGGAAUCCUGGGGAAGAGGCGAGGCAAUCCACUUUGACCCAGAAAAGACAGAAGUCAUGCAUUUUUCUAGACGCAAGGCAGGUCACGACCAAUCCCCCGUCAUCUACCACGGCGACAAAGAGAUACAGGCAACGCCAUCUAUGCGGUGGCUCGGCAUCUGGCUAGACAAAAAACUCACCUUCAACCACCAUAUCGAUGAGUGGACGAAGAAAGCUCGCAGGGUGGUUAAUCACCUCCGAGGCAUGAACAAUACCGUGCGAGGCAUGGCGGCGACAGCGGCCCGUCGAGCCGCAUGGGCUGUGGCUAUGCCGACCCUAUUCCAUGGGUUAGACGCCUGGCUGCCCGGAUUGGAUGCUCCUACGAACCUCGUCCCGCACCACCAGAUCGAGCGACCCAGACUCAUCCCACAGAGGUUUUCUGACAACGUACAAGUAGAAGGGCCCGGUGAGAGGCUCACCAAAGAGAAGGCUGUACCAUAUUUCGAGCAGUGGCUUGCCGGUCGACCAGCGGGCUAUGUAGUCUUCAGCGACGGCUCCAAAACAGACAAGGACACGGCGGGAUAUGGCUUCGCCGUUUUCCGCCAUGGACGACUUCUGGAUUGGGAUUACGGACAGCUGGGACGACGAGAAGUAUUUGAUGCCGAGAUUCACGGCGCUCUUGCAGGAUUGAAAGCAGCCAUGCAACGGAACAGCCGCCUCGAGCCGAUUACAGUCUGCAUGGACAACACGUCCGUGAUUGACUGCAUCGGAGCGACGGCGGCAGAUUCUUCGCAAGCAUGCUUCCGAGAAUUCCAGAAAAUUGGUGACAGGCACCCGUAUCUGAUCUCAGUCAAAUGGUCACCUGGCCACACUGGCAUUUUCGGCAACGAGCUGGCCGACCAACUUGCGAAGCAUGGCGCUACGCCCCCCACAGAUGAACACCUGCCAUCUGUCUCGUAUAGAAAAAGACAGAUGAAGAAGCAGAUAGCAGUCGAUCACCGAGCCUGGUGGGCAUCGGUUGAGAGAACGGAGUACCUGAAGCUUGGGCUUAGUGCCGAGCUGAAGAAACUUCCGGAACUCAGCCUCCCCCGCCGCAUGCUCGAUCUUCUGACUGCGCGAUCACAACACAACACGGCGACUUUGCGGAAUACCACGAGAGAUUCCACCCAGGACAGACGACAUUGGAGUGCCCUUGCGGGCGCCAGAAGUCGCCUACCCACCUUUUCUACUGCAGGAAGGUCCCUCGUCAUCUCCGGGUUCGGCUGGACCCCGACCCAGAGACGACAAUAG